AUGGACACUCGGGAGGCCUCCCAGGGCAGCAAGUGUGCUGCGGAGCUCCGUGCGGGGAGGCGGACCCUGCGCCCAGCCGCCGGCCCGCCGCCGCACCGCUCCUCAGCCAGAGCGCUGGCUCGUCCUGCCCCGAACAGCUUCCUUCCUGCAAGUCCUCACAUGUUCCACGUGCAUAUGGAGCUUUCUGGCCAGGGACAACACCCUCCUGAGAUGGAUUUAGAAGAAAUUACUAGGAAAAUUUCAUUUCUUGACAAAUGGAGGGGAAUCUUCAGUUUUCACAGGUUGGGAACCAAUAACACAACUUCUCAGACUCGUGAUGAUGGCCACGCAUCUGCCGAGGAAGCCAAGGACCGACCAGGAAUGUCUCAGCCCAAAGGACAAGGACAUUUGACAUCCAGCAGCCAUUGUUCUAUUCCCAAACCCUCUGUCAUCUCUUCAAAACUGGGAGGCUUUCCCAUCUCCCAGGCAAUGUCCACGAAGCUUCACCAAAUCCUCUUUGGAAACACUGCCCACAUGUUCAGCAAUGACUGGAGAAAGGCUCAUUUCACAUUCCAUGAGCCUUUUUCUGAGCUGGCUUUUGCAUUAGAAGUGGAAAAGGGAGGCGCCCAGAGCAUCCAGAUGGCUGUGCAAGGGUCCAUCAUCAAACACUUGCUGUUUACCAGGAGGGGAAAUGACUGUGACUUACGCAAUUUGUAUGACCUGAGCCAGCGGGCUCAGGAGCAAGCCCUGGCCGUGGUGCUGGCUGGCAUCCUGUGGGCUGCAGGGGCAUCUCGGAAAGCCGUUGUCUGCCUUGUCACCAAGGGCACCCACAUCACUUCAGUUCUGGACUACUCUGUUAACAAUUUCACUGAGAGGCUCCAGCUGUUUGAAUGUUCAGAGAAAGAAACCACUGAGAAAUUCAUCUAUGAUCAUUUACGAUGUUUCAAAGGAGCAGGAAGCCACGGUGUCAUCCUCUUCCUCUACAGCCUGGUCUUCUCCAGAACCUUUGAGAGGCUUCAGGACGACCUAGAUACCAGCACGCCUCACCUCCUGCAACCCAGUGCUGGCCGCUUCCUGUGCAGGCAGGCCGUUCUAAACAUGAUUUUGACUGGAAAAGCGUGUCCAAAUGUCUUCAAUGGCUGUGAGGAAGGAAAGUCCCAGGAGACAUUACGUGGAGUCCUGACCCGAAGUGACGUCGGCUACUUGCAGUGGGGAACAAACGCUGCGGAAAGUGACCAGACCUCGCAGGUGGGCAGCAUGUUGAAGACUCCCAGGUUUCCUGUUUGGCUGUGCAACAUCAAUGGGAAGUACGGCGUCUUGUUUAGCACAAACAAGCUGCUCUUGUCAGACUGGAAGAUGGAGCGUCUCUUUGAUCUGCACUUUUACGGUGGCCAGCCCUCACAGAAGAAGCCUGUGCAUCUUACAGUAGACACACACUCCCAUCACUGGGAAGGGGCCUACCAGGAGGACAAGCGUGGACCAGGAAGGCGGUUUGCUCCACUGGAAAUGGUGAUCAGGACCAAGUGGAGAGAGGCCACCAUCAACUGGAAUGGGACUGCACCUUUCUUCUAA
Messenger RNA from Jaculus jaculus (lesser Egyptian jerboa), 1551 nucleotides. RefSeq names its product MINDY family member 4B (gene Mindy4b). Gene Ontology annotation, biological process: protein K48-linked deubiquitination. Lineage: Eukaryota; Metazoa; Chordata; Mammalia; Rodentia; Dipodidae. Gene Ontology annotation, molecular function: K48-linked deubiquitinase activity; cysteine-type deubiquitinase activity. The coding region runs from base 1 to 1551 and encodes 516 amino acids. The record is from RefSeq and is a predicted model, not a curated record. The transcript is spliced from 12 exons.